GAUAUCUAGACGCCAAAAUAGACGACAGAAAGGAGCAUUAUCUUGCGAAGACGAUCUCAAAUUCUACCGCGGCUUGCUGCUUGGAAGUUCCAGCGCAACAUGCCUGCUGAUUAUUAUACAAGACAUUCGGAUGCCACGACGGCGAGUCGAGAUUCCUUUGGCGAUUCUACAAUUUCGGACUUUGAUCCAGAGCACGAAGCUCUCGCGUCAACUAGACAGAUCGAUAGCAGCCACGAGCUUCCAGAGAUAAGAGGAAGCGCAAGGAAAAACCGCGACAGCGACGCGCAGGACGACGCUGAUUUCGCGAUCGACACGUCUGCAUUGCACCGGGCUUUUCCCGACUUUUCCCAGGUUCACUCUUCCGAAGAGGACGACGACAUGUCCAUUGAAGUCGGACGAGGAGCAAAGACGACGGCUCGACAGCUGGACGACUCGAGGACGUCAGUCAUGAGCUUCGAGAACAGUGUCCGCUCUUCCUCCCCAGCGGUGAAGCUGGACUAUCCCUCUCCACAGGCGCAAUCAAAGCUGAGAACGCGCACUACCAGCAGACGCGUCACUAGCGGUGCUGACAACCUCCGCAAGGAUGCUCAGCUCAGACGGGCAAGCCAAGCGCAGAAAGAAAAUGUUGAGCCUCAGGUUGUCCCCAGACCCAGGAAUCCUACACCCGCUACUGCUCAGGGUAACGACCAGCGCCGGACCUUGUCAGACAUUCACGCCAAGGUUCGUGACACAUAUGAUGGCUCAUUUAUCGCCGACGAACGGCCUUCGAAUGUCCCUGUGAACAAGCGGACGACGAGAUUCGGAAGUGCACGGGUCAAUGAUAUUCAGGCAAGAGUUGCCGAAGCCGUUGACAAAGCAUCCUACGACGUCUAUGGAAGGGACAGCCGCGGUGCCAGGAUGGACUCCAACACGAGAAACUCCGCGAAUUUCACGCAGACAUCCAACACCUUUGCAGACACUGGCACUCACCAAUCUUUCCUCCUUCCUGACCUUCCAAAUCUCUCAGAGCUCGUGUCGGGUGUGUAUGAUAAUGGGACACCGGUGUUCCCGGGAAAGAAUAAAUCGCGAACAACGCGUUUUGUCUCCCCACCACACGACGGUGGUGAGCCAUCGUACGUUCACAACCACAGACCAGUGGACGCUGUUCCUAUUCCAGAGGACGAAAAAGCAUUAUUUGUCUCAUUGAGGCUGCUGCAGGAUAAGGUGGCGGAGCUGGAGCUUUCCAGGUCAGAGACAGAGAAGAGACUCGAAGACAUGCGCGAAGAAAACGCGAUAUUGAAAGCAGACAAGGCCCGACGCCAAAAAGACCAGUACAACCGCCUAAGAUAUUAUGGCAGCGACGAAGACGAAUACGGGCACGCCAACCGAAAACUCAGCACCGAAAAGAAUCGACUCGAAUCUGCCAACUACGCAUUGCAGAAUAGCCUCGAGAUUGCCAACAGAAAAGUCGAUGUACAUGAAAGCGCUCUUAAGACUCUCAAGCGUGAACACGACAUGGCAGUCUCCCAGCUGGGAGUUGCGUAUCUUAACUCACAGGAUUUGAAGGCAGAGAAUGAGUCCUUGAGACAGGAAAACGCGGAACUCAAGGCUCAGGUGACGAAAUUGCUUGCUCUCACGCGAAAGGGCAAGGCCCGUGAUGAGGGUACUACCCGCUCGGAGCGUGGAAUGGACGACGAAGAAGCUGCCGACGACGAGGGGAUGUAUACUCAGCAAAGCGCUGACACGACUAGACAAUCUUUGGAAGAGCCGACGAAGCCUGUAGCUCGUAGAUCGAGCUCCGCAAACCGACAGGGCUCUCAGGCAAAGGUGUCGAAGCAGAUUGACGAGGAAAUUUCCAGACUGGAGAAGGAGCAACAAGAUGAUGCUCUUUUCUCUCUUGAUGCCCCUAGAUCAAGCCAUGCGGCAUCCACGUCCAAGCCCUCGAAGGCAGCUAGCCGCUCACGGGAGGCCUCCCAGACAAAGAAGCCGAAUACGAGCAAGCAAAGAGUCAAGAGGGUCGUGGUUGAAGACGUGGACAUUGACGAGCCAACCUCGGUUAACACGGAAGAUACUCGGGACCAGACUGGCGCUGAUGAAGACCUGACAUUGUUGAGCUUCAUUGAUGGCAAUGAAAUAGCCCAGUUGCGCAAGACACUUGAAGAAGAGAGAGCGGCGCGCAAGCAGCGACUAUCUGCUGCCGUGAGAGAUCACACGGCGGAUGAGAGUCGUAACGCUACUCGUCCGGCAGCUAUUCCCUCGCGGCCACGUAAGUCGUCGCUGAAGGAGACGAAGCCAUCUUUUACCAGACGUGCCUCUACUGGUGACGCGACGGGGAAGACGAUCGAUGACGGCAAUAAGGAGCUGCGCGUACCGACUGUCUCUGAACGUCACCGCCGCCAUUCUGAUAACUCCGUGUCGACUGUGCGACGGCGGCGUCCCACCAACAAUGGGGAAAUGACUUCCGCCUUCAUUAUCCCUGAUAUCACUCUGCAUCAUUCAGACCCAGAACUCGCGAGGACUGAGAAACUGUCCGAAUCGGCAAAGCGUGUGCUGGAUACAGUUGCGAAGCACGACGGGACGAACUGCACUAUCUGCAAACGAUUUAUCCCUAGCGGUGUCGAGCAUUCUCACGGUGAUUCGUAUCGUCGAGAAAGCGUCACCAUACCCAGGCCUGUGCCUGUCAGCGACCGUAUUCCGAUGUCCAAUUCCUACAACGAAGAGCACACGUUACGACCGUCACAGCCGCCAGCCAUUGCCCUAGCCACUGUUUUGAAGACUCUUGAGGACGAACUCUCGCACCUUAAGAUGCUUCUUGCCAGAUACCAAGCUGCAUACAACAGAAUGGACGCGUCUCUCAGCAAGCGGCAAAGGAAGAAAUUGUAUGAGAGGAUUGAGAAUACAUUGAAAGAUAUAGAUUCGAAGUCGGAUCAAAUCUAUGCUCUCUAUGAUGUUCUCGAAGGCCAGAAGCAGAACGGCCAGCUCAUGACGGAGCAGGAACUGGAGGUUACGCUCCAGUCUAUCGGAAUUAACGUCGAUCAACCAGCGCCUGGGGCAGAUAAUACGGGUCUCAGCAAUGGAUCAUCUAAGAGGAACGUUGGUGUGGAAAACGAUGAUGACUAUGAUCCGGACGAAGACGAUGAACUUCCUUGGGAGGGCAUUGAGAGUACAGGAGAGGUGACGGGUCGCAGCUUUGGCGGCCGACGUGACAUUUAAUCUGAUUUUUCGAUUGCAUUGGGCUGAUUGCAUGGCCCGGUUUUUGUUCUGGAUGGGCACAUUAUUAUCUUCUUCAGCGUGCUCUUCUCUUCUAGGACUUCUUGGUUUUCGUCCGAAGGUGUUGGAUUUUCUUGCUUGCCGUUUUUGUUACAUUCACGA
Paecilomyces variotii is the source of this 3351-nucleotide messenger RNA. RefSeq lists its product as hypothetical. The transcript is spliced from 2 exons. The record is from RefSeq and is a predicted model, not a curated record. Lineage: Eukaryota; Fungi; Ascomycota; Eurotiomycetes; Eurotiales; Thermoascaceae. Bases 100 to 3192 code for a protein of 1030 amino acids. Gene Ontology annotation, molecular function: microtubule binding.